Molecule: messenger RNA, 1686 nt
Organism: Colius striatus (speckled mousebird)
Lineage: Eukaryota; Metazoa; Chordata; Aves; Coliiformes; Coliidae
Gene: UBE2B
Product: ubiquitin conjugating enzyme E2 B
Exons: 6
Coding region: 105-563 (152 amino acids)
Biological process (GO): proteasome-mediated ubiquitin-dependent protein catabolic process; DNA repair; protein polyubiquitination
Cellular component (GO): HULC complex
Molecular function (GO): ubiquitin conjugating enzyme activity
Source: RefSeq, a predicted model, not a curated record
GGCGCGGCCCGCCCCCCGCGGAGGGAGACGCCAUUGCGAGUUGUUUGUGCAGGCGGCGGAGGGAGGCGGCGCCGCGGCCGCGCACUCUUUUUCCCGCGGCGAUCAUGUCCACCCCGGCGCGGCGCAGGCUGAUGCGCGAUUUCAAGAGAUUGCAAGAAGACCCUCCUGUGGGUGUCAGUGGUGCACCGUCUGAGAAUAAUAUAAUGCAAUGGAAUGCAGUUAUAUUUGGGCCAGAAGGGACACCUUUUGAAGAUGGUACUUUUAAACUAGUAAUAGAAUUUUCAGAAGAAUAUCCAAAUAAGCCUCCAACUGUUAGGUUUUUAUCAAAAAUGUUCCAUCCAAAUGUUUAUGCGGAUGGAAGCAUAUGUUUAGAUAUUCUUCAGAACCGCUGGAGUCCAACAUAUGAUGUUUCAUCUAUUUUAACUUCAAUUCAGUCUCUGCUUGACGAACCUAACCCAAACAGUCCAGCCAACAGUCAGGCAGCUCAGCUCUAUCAGGAGAACAAACGUGAAUACGAGAAAAGAGUUUCAGCUAUCGUCGAACAAAGUUGGAACGAUUCGUAACAACUGCUUUGUUACUCUCCAUCCUUGUAAUCAUGAUGUACAAUUUAACCCUCAGUAGAAAGGCUACCAGAAAUUUCAAGUGCCACAGUUCUAAGAAUUUGCAUAAAAACUCAUUUGCAAAUGGAAUUAAGCCCUCCAGUUUAGGAAACUUAAAAGCUUGUGUAUCUUGAUUAACGUACUUUUUAUUGCAUGGUAUGAACUAAGUUAUUGCUACAUAAAUUUGUAAUAUAUCCUGUUUGUAUUUUUUUUUUCCAAGUGUAUAAUGUUGGUGUGGAGUUUUCAUGACAGAAUAUACACAUUUUGUAAAUCUGUACUUUUUCAAAUAUUGAAUGCCUUAUUUUUAAAUUCUUUAGAUUUUUAAAUUGGAGAAAAAGCACUUAAAGUUUUUAUAUAUAAAUAUUUCAUGUAAAACUGUUAAAUACAUAACCUUAGUGCAAGACAUUCUGCUCUCACUCUAUAUCUCUUCCAAAGGGCUCAGUUCCAGCCCGUGUUUCCUUUGGGCACAUGCCGAUUAUACCACGCACUUUACCAACAGGAACAUUAAUCCAUGAUGUAACUGUCUUCACUGGAUAUCUCUGCUUCUGCACCAAAGGUUACCGUGAUUCUGUGGGUCCUCAGUUGUAUGAGGAGUAUUAGUGGACACCAACUUACAAAUGGGGGGAAACAGAGGGAACUGCUUUGCUAAGGGUCCUACUUCACACCAGCAGCGGAGUUGCCAGUGGCACCUGGCCAACCACACUUGACAAUAAUGUAUUCUAGUAACAUAUUUUUCGGGGAGAUUGUAUUUUACCAAAUUGUAAAAUGUUGUCAUCUAACUGUCCUAUAUUCACAUACAGAUACUGUCAUACAGUUUUAAAUAGCUUCUAAUAAUUAAAGAAGUAUCCCAUUAGUUUCCCUUGGGGGUAGGGAAAAAGUUAAUCACCAACAGAAGAAAACGUGCCUGUAGAUUUAAUGGGGUUAUGCUUUAAAACUUGGCUGUGUACCAUGUGGUCAGGUCUUGUGUCUGUAUCAGAGGUUCCAAGUAUUUUUCCCAGUUUUGAAGAAGAUUUGGUUUGUUUGUGUGAACGCUGAUGUGAUUUCUCACUAUAUUCUGUAAACCAGGCUCAAUGACUGCAGUAAAGAA